This is a messenger RNA of Patiria miniata (bat star), 2430 nucleotides long. RefSeq names its product D(2) dopamine receptor-like. NCBI's taxonomy places the organism in Eukaryota, Metazoa, Echinodermata, Asteroidea, Valvatida, Asterinidae. Gene Ontology annotation, cellular component: membrane. The transcript has a single exon. Bases 150 to 1550 code for a protein of 466 amino acids. Gene Ontology annotation, molecular function: G protein-coupled peptide receptor activity. Gene Ontology annotation, biological process: neuropeptide signaling pathway. The record is from RefSeq and is a predicted model, not a curated record.
UGACGUAAACUGGGGGCGCGCUUCCUCUUCAUUUUUGAGAGGGUACGAACAUCGGCGGCUGCAGAUGCUUGUAAAAUGCGCGUUAUAGCAGGUGUUUCAUAUAAUUAUGUGACUGUCAUCAGUGUGUUUUAUAACUGGACUCCGGGCGAAUGAGAGAAGAAGCGUUCUGUAGUGUGUAUCCUUGGCUUCAGCCUGACAGAUCCAAGUUCCGGGGAGUGAGUAGAUUCAAACUAAGUCAGGUCAGUUCGUUGAUAAUGGAGGCUUUCCUGUGGCCUCUGGUGAUCUUUCAUAUCAUCGUGGGCGUCGUUGGUUUGCCAGGUAACGCUCUCAUCGUUUUGGUGUAUGGAAGGAAACGACAGAUGAUGAGUCACGAUGUCUUUAUCCUCGCCCUGGCUGUAGCGGAUCUGAUGGUCUGUCUCUUUACCCCCGUCACCGUCUACCAUUGGUUCAUCAGCCGGUCAUACACAAGCGGACUUCUCUGCCGUCUAGUAUUAACUAUGACUUUCGUCACUGUUUACAACUCAUCCUAUCUGACCACUGCCAUUGCAGUGGACCGGUACCGGGCCAUCUGCCGGCCGCACCGGCGUUGCACGUCCACCGUGCGGCGCGCCAAAAUCACGGCAGCCCUAUGUCUGACUCUCGCGUUAAUUUCCAGCAUACCGGUGUUUGUCUCGUACGAUGUUCAGUUUGAAAACCCAUCCAACGAAACAGGAAUUUGCACCGCCAAUAAGAACGUACCUAGCUGGGUACAUACGUGCAUGCACUCGGUCACUUACACAUCCUCCCUGUCCACACUUGCAAUCACGAUUGUGUUUUAUGGGAAGGUGUACUUCUUCUUACGGAAACGAGCGGCUGUAGGCCUACGUCCCAACCAAGUCGCUCCGAACGAGGCAGCUGCAACUCCUGGAGCCUCACAUGAUCCUUCACCACUGGCACUGAAUGCACUGCUGGAUGCAAACGGGUCCUGUUAUAGAGUCUACAAUCCUGUUUCACGAAUCUCUCAGCAAUCUCCAUCCACUUCCCAGACCGUUGCAAACCCUUCGCAAGGGGCCGGGGCCGGGGCUACACAACUGUUUCUGGCUCACAGACAAGUUGUCCGCAACCCUGAGCCCCCAAAACGACAAGCAGAACAAGGGCAUCCAGGACAGCUUCGAGAAAAGCAGGAGCAAGAGACAUCAAUCAAGAGAAUCAGUACCAUAAACGCACGCGUCGACGCAGGCAUCGUGACAAACCAUCUGCGCCCCGCUAGACCCCCGCAAGUUCAGUUAGCCAGACGUCACGGCAAAACAACGAAAAUGCUGGUCAUCACUACCGUGGUAUUCUUCUCGACUUGGAUGCUGGCUCUUUGCCUUGUAUCCAUACUUCAUAGCAGCCAUGCACAGCUCUACAACAGCGACAAGAUCGGCUAUGCAAUCCUGUACCUCUUGAGCUACUCCUUCUACCUGAAUAACGCCGUUAACCCAUUCAUUUAUGCAUUUGUGAACAGGAAAUUCAGAGAGGAUUGCAGAAAGACGCUAGCGGCUAUGCGCCCCCGAUGUCUCCGAAAUUAAACCCUUUAACAAGAAGACAUGUCCAGGGUUUGUUACUCAUGAGUAAAGGUAACUACGUUGUGUCAUUGGGCAGGCCUAAGCCACUUCACCCCCAGUUGCCUCUCUCCACCCAGGAGUAUAAAUGGGUACCAGCAUUAUAGCUGGGGAGUAACCUGCGAUGGACUGGCAUCCCAUCAAGGGGAAAUAGAAAAUAUCCUCACUAGAUAAUCCAUGCCAAGGAAACCGGAGAUAAACUUCGACCUUAUGGGCCACAAUAUCUCGUGACAGACUUUACUUUGAAGUUAUGUGUUCUCACUUAAUUACCUAAUCACUUACAACUGGCGGCACCUUGUGUUAAACUUCGUAUUGAGAAUAAUUAUUAUGAACAAAGAAUAAGUUCAUAUGUACAUUAUCGCAAAAUUCCGAAUAGCACAAAAUAAUUGUAAUCUAUAUAUAUUCCCUCACUGGUGAGCGCUAUGCCGAAUUGACGAUCUUAUUCUUAAUUUUACCCGGUGAAACAACCGCUUGCAUUUCUUAUUGUUUGGUUGUCGUUAAAGCGUGUUUCAGAGUUUACUAUUUGCACCGUCUUGCAUGUUGCACCGAGUAGGCCCUAUAAUCAAUGUUAAAAAAAAAUCGUAUUUAUUGUGCAUUUUACCGUGCUUGUCACGAUUUUCAAUUGAUUUGUGGAACCAAUAAAAAAUAAAAAUACUUAAAAGAUAACAUAGGUUUUCCCGGCCAAUUUCCUGAAAUGAUCAUUCACUUCUGAAAAUUUCACUUCUUCAUUCCUUUUCGUCUGAAGUUGAAUGCACGUCUUUAAUCCCAUUUCAAGUCAACGACACUUCAAUCGUAUUUAUUGUCCGUGCAUUCUGUUUUGAGAAACAGACGGCCAAUUACGUUAUAU